CUUUCAAAUCUCAUUAACCUACGAAAGCACAGCAUGUAUGAACCUUCUUUUAUUCUCUCUUUUUAGGGAGAAGAAAAGAAGGAGAGUAGUGGAGCUGACUGAGAAGUUAGUGAUGAAUUGGUAGAAGUGGCGGAAGGUUUGAGGUUACUAGACAGGAGGAAGGUUAACGUUAGCUAGUUAGCUGGAGAAGAUAACCUAAUACUGGUUAUAAACUAAGUAUUCAAUGUUAAUAGCUAAGCCAUGGGCAAAAAAUACUGACUAGUUGAGCGUGAGUAGCUAACAUAUCUAUACAGUGAGUAUUGGAUUGUAUCAUUUACCUCAAAGCAAAAGCAGAGGACUUCACUGUACCUCUUCACUGUUGACAUGUUAGCUAUUCACUUACUUUGAGCUGUCCUGGCAAAAGAAUAGAUUAACACAUCAGAAAUAUGCAAUUUUAACAAAAUACUCUAUAGAGCGCUAACAUUAAAACAGUGGAUAUUAAUACAAUACUCAUUUGGUUUCUUUAACGUCUUUAAUUAUUGCAUGAUCUGCUGUUAAGAGUAAAUAUAAACUUACCCUUAGGAUCUAAAAGUUAAUCACAGUAUUCAGUUGAGGUCUAGAUUGAGUUAAAUGUUUGCAUGGUUUUUCUGUGACAGUAAUAUGCAUGCCAUCUACCAUUAAAUAAUCAGUCAGAGGUGCUGCUGCUGACAGAUGUUAAAUGUACAUGUUGUUGUCUACAGGAUGGUGGUUGAUGGAGGCAGUGGACACACCUGUGAGUGGGACGGGCGAUGGAACCAUAUCAAAAAGUUUCUGGAAAGAUCGGGGCCCUUCACGCAUCCCGACUUUGAACCAAGCACAGAGUCAUUACAGUUCAUGCUACAAACCUGCAAAAUCUUGGUCAUUGGUGCCGGUGGUCUGGGAUGUGAGCUUCUUAAAGACCUGGCUUUAUCUGGUUUUCAUAACAUUCAUGUUGUCGACAUGGACACCAUUGAUGUUUCUAACCUGAAUCGACAGUUCCUUUUCAGGCCAAAAGAUGUGGGUCGACCAAAGGCGGAUGUUGCAGCUGAUUUUAUCAACAGUCGCAUACCUGGAUGCUGUGUGGUGCCACAUUUUAAGAAAAUACAAGACUUUGAUGAAACAUUCUACAGACAAUUUCACAUAAUUGUCUGUGGGCUGGACUCUAUCAUUGCCAGGAGGUGGAUGAAUGGUAUGCUGCUAUCUUUACUGGUGUAUGAAGAUGGUGUCUUGGACCCGAGUUCCAUCAUUCCUCUAAUUGAUGGUGGGACAGAGGGCUUCAAGGGCAAUGCCAGAGUCAUUCUUCCUGGCAUGACCGCUUGCAUUGACUGCACACUUGAGCUUUACCCUCCUCAGAUCAACUUUCCCAUGUGUACAAUAGCCUCCAUGCCACGUUUGCCAGAGCAUUGCAUUGAGUAUGUCCGCAUGUUGCUGUGGCCCAAAGAGACACCCUUUGGAGAUGGUGUGGGCCUGGAUGGGGAUGACCCAAAACACAUCCAGUGGGUGUACCAGAGAUCUCUGGAGAGAGCAGCAGAGUUCAACAUAACAGGAGUCACAUACAGACUUACGCAGGGUGUUGUAAAGAGGAUAAUCCCAGCUGUAGCGUCUACAAAUGCUGUAAUAGCUGCUGCUUGUGCAACUGAGGUUUUCAAAAUAGCAUCAAGUGCCUAUAUACCUCUGAAUAACUACAUGGUCUUCAAUGACGUUGACGGCCUGUACACCUACACUUUUGAGGCAGAACGAAAGGAAAGCUGUUCAGCCUGCAGCCAAGUACCUCUGGACUUGCACUUUUCUCCAUCCUCCAAACUCCAGGAGAUAUUAGACUACUUGACUGAAAGCGCCUCAUUACAAAUGAAAUCACCUGCUAUUACGGCAACAGUGGAAGGAAAAAACAAAACCUUAUAUUUACAGUCUGUUGCUUCAAUUGAACAGAGGACACGGCCAAAUUUGAACAAAACCCUCACAGAGCUGGGGCUGUCAGACGGACAAGAGCUGGCUGUUGCUGACGUCACCACACCCCAGACCAUGUUGUUCAGACUCAGCUUUACCUCAUAGGGCAAACUCAAGCACUCCCCCAACUGGUUGAUGUCAUUCUUGUUUCUUGGCCAGCCAUGACUUGAUUCAGAAUAUUUAAAAUGGCCUAAAAACUAGAACAGUUUACAGUGUAUUCAGUCACAGUGUAAAUGAUUGUAGCUAAUUUCAUUGUAUUUAUGUUUUGCACUGAAAAGCCAAAUCAUAGUUCACAUCUUUUCAUGUUUUGGUGAUGCAUUGUUUGUGAUUGUUAAGGAUUUCUGCAUUAAUGUGUUAUCUGCACUACAACCUGAAAACCUGAAGUGUGCUCUGUGUAAAGAAAGAGACAAGCAAUGAUUACUCUGUACUUGUUAUAGUUUUGAAUAUAUUGAAUAUUUAUUUAUUCCAACGCAGUUGUUUUUAGUUGCAGUAACCACUGAAUUGGUAAAUAAGAGACUCUGAAAAUGAUGAGAGAA
Molecule: messenger RNA, 2480 nt
Organism: Scomber scombrus (Atlantic mackerel)
Lineage: Eukaryota; Metazoa; Chordata; Actinopteri; Scombriformes; Scombridae
Gene: uba3
Product: ubiquitin-like modifier activating enzyme 3
Exons: 16
Coding region: 691-2049 (452 amino acids)
Biological process (GO): protein neddylation
Cellular component (GO): cytoplasm; nucleus
Molecular function (GO): NEDD8 activating enzyme activity
Source: RefSeq, a predicted model, not a curated record